AAAAAAUGUAAUAAUUGAAUCUUGGUUGUCAAUAUAAUUUCUAAACUUGUACAAAUUUAAUAACCCUUAAUAAACUAAUAUAACACGUAUUAUUAUGAUCGCCCCAUGUUGAAUAAUACUUUAGGUCAAUUGUUCAAUAUGUCUCAACAAGUUGGAAGGAUAUGCAUCCAAACCAAUAUAUAUAUAUAUAUACUUUCAUGUUAAAUAAUACUUUCAAGUCUAUGGUUUCCAUUACAUUUUACCUUUUAACUUUUUUUAAUUUUGGUUAAAUUUGAUAUUGGGACAUCAAGAUUUAAACUUCUAACCUUGAUUUUUCAUGCAUACUCAUUUUUUAUUUGAAUUAAUGUUUAUUAAUUAAUUAACAACAUAAUUAAUUUUAACAAAUUAACUAAAGGAGUAAAAGUGUUAGAUAUAGAUUUUUAGGAACCAAAUAAAGAUUAAACUCAAAACUUAAAAAUAAAAAAUUUACAUUUUGAAAUGUAAAAAUCAAGAGUAAAAGUGUGACAUUUUAAAACUUAGAGACCAAAUAGAUACUAAACUCAAAACCUAAAAACCGAUAAGUGUUUUUUUCGUAGAAUUUAUACGAGCCAACUAUUUGUUAGACAAGAAUGUUAGCUAAAUAAAACUUCAAAUAUUAGAAAAUGCAUUUUUAACUUUAAGAAACCACUCAUCAAGAAAUCAAAAUUUACAAAAUUUGUCAUCAAAAGUAAGAUAAGAAAUAUCAAUGACUAGAAAAGUCAUUGAAUAAUGGAAUUAAAUCCUAAUUAAUAAAAUUAUUCAUUACAUUAAAUUUUUCAACAAUUUUAUUAUUUACCUCAAAAAAAUAUCAUAGCAACCUAUUUGGCUAAUUUUGUUUUUGGUUGAGUUUGUGGAGAGAAUUCCUAAUCAAACACUUAGCUCUCUUUUUAGACAAGAAUUCCUAAUCAAACACUUAGCUCUCUUUUACUUUUCCCUCAAAAAGAGAAAUUAACCACUAAGGCCAUAAAUAGUGUGUUUAUUGUCUUGUCAAUUUCACAAUAGGCAAAAUGGAAAGUUUAAAACAAAGGUAGAUUUUCAAGGAGAUUUGAAAAUUUCAUAACCAAGCAAUAAAUAAAGAAAUAUAUAAAUAAAAAUCCCCCUCCUCAAUGAACAUGAUUCAAAUAAAGAAAGCUUAAAUUUUGACUUUAAUCCCUAUACUUUGGUCAUAUUUUCAAUUUGAACCCUACAUUUUUUUAAAAGUUUCGUUACCGUUUUCUUACUUUCAUUUAAAAUCCAUGUCUUGACAUAGAUUAGGUAAAACAUUAAUUUUCAACCUAGCAAAUGAAUUUUAUGAAAUUAAACUUUUAUUCAGUUCAAUAAUUAUUAACCUUAUGCAUUACAUUUAUAUUCUCUACUCGUUUUUUUUUUCUUGAUUCAAUAGCAUACAACGUGCAUUGAAAAAGAUUUGAACUUCCAAAUUUUUUGGUCAACGUAAUAAACCAAUUAAACUAUACUCAAAUUAGUAAUAAGAGUCUAACAAGUCACGAUCACUAGAAAAUACAAGUUUGGAGCUAUACUUCCUCCAAUGGAUUAUAAGUUCCAAUCUCCACGUAAGUUUACUUUCUAAAAGUAAUAUUCUAAAAAUAACAGUGAUGAUAAUGCAUAGAAAUUAAAAGUUUAAAGGAUCAUAAUACAAAGAAAUUUGGUCUUUAAAAAUUAGAUAAAAUUAGAAUUUAGCUCACAUGAUUUAUUAUUAUUGUUGGAUAAAUUACUCGUAAACAAUCCAUUGGGUAGAGACAACGUAUGAAAAUAUUAUUGAAAUUAAAUCCCAACUUUAUAAUUAUAUGAAUUAAAUUUUAACUUUUAUAGAACAAACGGACCAAAUUUGUAAUAAAACUAAAUUAAAAAUGAAAGAACAAAAGAAGUAGAAAUAUAAUUGUUGGUAAAGGAAAGGGUAAAAAAAGAAAAGAAAACUCAUUUGACACAAAAGGUACAAAUCCAAUUUAAAAUAAGAACCUUCAUGGUUGGCACAGUUUGCCAAGCCAUUGUCCCACAAGAACAAGAAGAGAGAAGGGGGGGGGGGGGGGGGGGAAAAAGGGUAUGGGCCAUUUACAAACAACUCCAACACAAGACGUGUAGAUGGCUACAGAACCACUGCUGCACGCCCAUCAACCACCUUUUUAUAAAAAAAAUUCUCCAAAAAUAGAUAGGAAAAAAAAAAAGAGGAUUUUUUCAAAGAUGAAAGAGAGUCAUCCUCGAGAAAAGCCAACACCGAUUCCAACCCCACGAGAAGAGAGGAAGAGAAGGAGAUGGAAAUGAAAAAAAGGAAAAAAGCAGAAUAAUAAGGGCAACACUGCCUCUCCCUCUCCCUCCCUCUCUCUCUCCCUCCCUCUCUCUCUCUUGGACUGAUUCGUUUCAAUCGCAUCUCUCUCUCUCACUCUAUUUAUAUCACAGACAAAAUUUUUAAUUACCAUUCAAAAAUAAUAAUAAUUUAAUUUUUAAGGAAAAAAAAACUAAAAGGGUAGGUGACAAAGAUGGUGAAGAAGGCAAGAAAAAUGGUGAAGGUGAAGAAGGUGGAGAUGAAAAUGGUGGUGCCCUCUUACCAGACAUAAAUUCAUUUCUUUUCUUUUUUUCUUUUCUACAUUACAAAGUUACAACAAACAAAACUCCCAUUUUCUUCUUUCUCUCUCUCUCUCUCUCUUAUUGAAGAGUCCGUCUAGUCUAAAGACUUGAAAGAAGAGCAUCUUCCUUGUCUUUCAUGCUUCUCUUAUGCUACCUUUUAUUAUUAUUGUUAUCCUUCAUUCCUAAUCUUCUUCACAUUGCCUCACCCACCUUCUUCUUCUUUCCCUUAUCUUCUUCAAUCUUCAAUCUAUAAUCAUUCCUUUCUUCAUGGCUGUUCAGGCCCAAUAUCCUUCUAAUGUUUUGUUAUUGAACAGGUGUGUGUAUUUACACAUUUUCUACUUACUUUUCUUGUUUUUGUUGUUAAGUUUUUCCAAAUCCUUUAAUGGGUUUUUUGGAUUUUUUGGUUAUGAUUUUAGGAAUGGUCAAGAAGGGCAUGAUUAUUCAUUACAGCCACAACCAGGGGGGUUUCUUGACCAGACUCAUAUGAUGUUCAACAAUAAUAUAGGAAGCAAUUCUCGGAAGAGAGGAAGAGAAAUCUCUACUGCUACUACAACCGUCGCGACUCCAAUCAAUCUAUCUCCGUUACAGCACCAGCCUCAUCCUCCUCUUCUUGUUGACCUUGCUAAGCUCCAUAACCAUCAAAACAAUGUCGUCUCCACCGGCCUCCGCCUCUCCUCCGGUGAUCAUCAACAGAACCAACAGCAACAGCAACAGCAACAACAUAAUCACAACCACAAUCUCGUUCGUCAAUCAUCAUCCGCUUUCUUACCGCUAUUAACAGAGGAUUUCGCCUCAAAUUUCAAACGGCAACAAGAAGAAAUAGACCAAUUCCUUCAAGCGCAGGAAGAGCAACUACGGCGCACAUUAGCAGAGAAAAGACAGAGACACUAUCGUGCGCUCCUCGAUGCGGUGGAGGAAUCGGUAGCCAGAAGGUUACGAGAGAGGGAGGCGGAGGUGGAGAAAGCCACGCGCCGAAAUGCCGAGUUAGAAGCACGCGCCGCCCAGCUUAGUGUCGAGGCACAGGUCUGGCAAGCAAAGGCUAGGGCACAGGAAGCCACCGCCGUAUCUCUACAAGCACAACUGCAACAAGCGAUGUCCGGCGGUGGAUGCGACGGAGGAGACGGCGGAACCGUGGGCGUGGAAGGACAAGCCGAUGACGCGGAGUCGGCUCAUAUUGACCCGGAACGAGUCGUGAUUUCGGGACCGAGUUGCAAAGCGUGUAGAAAACGGUUGGCUUCGAUGCUGAUUUUGCCGUGCCGUCAUCUCUGCCUCUGUGCAGACUGUGACCAAGUGGCUCAGACUUGCCCGUUAUGCCAUUCCAAACGAAGUUCCAGUGUAGAGGUCUAUCUCUCUUAGGGCCCAAAUUCACGGCCCAGCCCACGCCCCAAUUCAGGUUCUCCCGGCCCAUUAACUGGCCCGGACAGAUCAAUGGGCUUGGAUUUUCUUUUUUCUUUUUUCCUUUUCAUAAAAUUUUAAAAAAAGUAUUUAAGUAAUAAAAGAAUUACAUUUCCUUUUUA
Molecule: messenger RNA, 4097 nt
Organism: Cucumis melo (muskmelon)
Lineage: Eukaryota; Viridiplantae; Streptophyta; Magnoliopsida; Cucurbitales; Cucurbitaceae
Product: BOI-related E3 ubiquitin-protein ligase 1
Exons: 3
Coding region: 2848-3936 (362 amino acids)
Molecular function (GO): ubiquitin-protein transferase activity
Source: RefSeq, a predicted model, not a curated record